CGCGAGCCCACGUCUUCCAGAUCGACCCGAACACCAAGAAGAACUGGGUUCCCACGAGCAAGCAUGCCGUCACAGUCUCCUACUUCUUCGACAGUACCAGGAAUGUGUACCGGAUCAUCAGUCUGGAAGGCUCCAAGGUUUCGGCCUGGAACCCAACUUUCAGUGGCCGUCCCCAGAACACAGGGAGUUUCUACUUUGUUACUCAAUAAACGCUGACAAAAAACAAAAACAAAUUCAUCACCAAAAUAAUCACCUAGAAGAAACCAUCCCAUUUAUAUGUCAUUUUAAUAAAUACACAGGCUGAAACAGGAACUUAAAUGACCUGAUUUGCAAGGCGCUGCAGUGGCUAGAAAAAACCCCAGAAGGCAAAAUAGAUGGUCUCAGGAGUUGAAUGCUGUCAUCAGGCAGUUACCGAAGCAUCCGGUCAGCAGACAUGUUAUGCAGCAUUACCAGCCCUCCAGCUUCAUAGUGGUCACAGUGUGGGCUUGCAUGAGGCUGGAAGGCUGCUUUGUGGUUUGCUGCCAUGUGAGGCUUGCAGGCGGCCUGACGGGUAUCAGAGGCCAGCCACAGACCUUAUGUCAUCCUGCAUCACGAUGUAAGGAGUAAAUAUUUUUCUUGUGUUUGACUUACUUUAAAAGAUAUAGCUAAGCAGUUACAGAUUGCCUUUUGGAUUAUAGAUUUAUAUAGAUUUAGGACCAGUCGGCUUCUAACGUUCUCACUGCGUUGGACAGGAACUACUGAUCUACUUCAAUUUGUACUUUAUUCAUGUUCAUUAUUAUUUUAGCCUUAAAGUUGUUGCACUUUUAUUUAUUCUUGCCCUCAUUGGUAGAUUCAUUUAUUGUUUUAAUUUAUAUUUAUUGCACAGAAGCAUGUUUAUCUGCUGGUGGUAUGUGUGAAGAACUGUUCAGCUGUUAUGUGGGUGAUACAAAUGACAAAGAAAUCUAAUCUCAUUUAAAUUGAAGGCAGAGUGAAAGUUUUUUCCUUCAGCUGCAGUUUCCAAUGAAGGAGUUCAUUAAGCUCAGGGGUUCAUGACCCUUCAUAGAGGAGGACAGGAGAGACGUAUUGAAAGCAGCAGGAAAGCAAUCGACUCGGACUUCAACAUCCAAUAAAUUGAGCUAACUAUACCAGUAAUCCCAGAGUGGCCUCCCACACUGAUCAAUAACAUUACAGCCAGCUGGACUCAAUUAGAAGCUCCCUAUUGACAGCUUCCUGUGUGCUAAACUCAGGGCAUAGUAACCCACAUCAGUUUAGACAGCCUCCCUGCAGCUGUCCCCAGCCAGCACACCCUUCGUCACCAACAGCUACGAUAAUCCGGUCCCCAAUAAUGCACAUUUCAUCCUCUGCAGGCUAUUAUCAACAGCACCAUCACCCCCAACAUGACCUUCACCAAGACGUCGCAGAAGUUCGGCCAGUGGGCCGACAGCCGGGCCAACACAGUCUACGGCCUUGGCUUCUCGUCCGAGAGCCACUUGAGCAAGUUUGCAGAGAAAUUCGCUGAGUUCAAGGAGGCGGCGCGGUUAGCGAAGGAGAGGUCCCAGGAGAAGACGGAGCUCACCAGCACUCCCUCGCAGGAGUCGGCGUCGGCGCCAGGUGACCUACAGUCACCUCUGACGUCAGAGAGCAUCAAUGGUACAGACGAGGACAGAGUCACACCAAACACACCGAAGCACAGCAAAGCCAGAGCAGAGCCUUCCCAGAACGCAUUACCCUUCUCUCACAGUUCCUCAAGCAUCAACAAGCACUGGGAGGCCGAGCUGGCGGCGCUGAAGGGGAACAACGCCAAACUGACUGCGGCUCUGCUCGAGUCCACAGCCAACGUCAAACAGUGGAAGCAGCAGCUGGGGGCCUAUCAGGAGGAGGCAGAGCGGCUACACAAACGGGUGACAGAGCUGGAGUGCGUGAGUGGCCAAACAACAGCGAUCAAAUCUCAGAAAACAGAACUCAACAGAACAAUAGAGGAGCUGGAGUUGGCUUUAAAGGCCAAGGAGGAGGAGCUGGAGAGACUUAAAGCAGAGGUGGAGAGUGCCAAUGAGUUUAGGUUUCAAAAAGACACCCUCACACAGAAACUAAAGGAGACGGAGUCGAGAAACCAGAUGCUGGAGGUGCAGCUGAGCGACCUGGAGCAGCGUUUGGAGAGCAGCCAGCUGGAGAGGGAGACCUACAGGAACAACCUAUGUUCCCUGCUAGAGCUGCUGGACAGCAAGAUCUUCGAGCUGACGGAGCUGCGCGACAUGCUGGCUAAGCUGAUGGAGGGCAGCUAGAGGGCCGGCAGCACCUCCGCCGACCGACAUCAUCACCAACACAACUUGAAAUCUCUUCUUCUUCUUUUUUUUGUACAUGUUCAGAGUUUACAUGCAUUAAGGGUACACGCACAUCGUCACUUCAGCGCACUCAGAUGGUUUACAAACAGCCAAGUGAAGCCUUGUCUUUGCUCCGCUCUGGAAAACUUUGUCACUAUAAUUUAGAUUUUUCACCACCAUCAUAUGCUAAACAAUUGAGCUUGGGUGCGACACUGGAGCCAACUGAGCUCCAUGAUUAUGCUUCAAUGUUUUCCUCGCUGUUCACUGAAAUCAGCCAAACGAGCUCCUCCGAGACGGGAUUCUUUCUUUACUCGCAGGAUUUAGAGAUAAUCACAGAAACUGCCACACGAGGAUGUCGGUUUGUCUUAUAUUCUUCUACAACCUAUGAGCAAUACACUAAAGAAGAGUCUAUGAACUCUUCCCACUCUCACUUUCAGGUCAUUUUCCUGCUCCUGCAGAUUGGUUCAAACCUGAAGCGAUGCAGGAUUUUAUUAAGUCUUUUCUUUCUGUUCUUUUGUUUCUUUUGUGUGGGUGACUCAGAUUGUUUCUUUCCUUUCUUUCUGAUGCAUUUUGAAGUGCAAUGGUUGAAUCCUGUUUUUUUUAUUAUUUAUUAAUGAAAUAUUUAGAAUAAUGAACAUUGUAAAAACGCAAGAGAUGGUUUAAUUUAAUUUUAUUGUUUGUAUGUGGCUGUGAAGGUGCAGGAUAUUUCUGAGCGGGAAAGGAAAUGCGAUCCAACUUGUUUUUCUUUUGCCAAAUGCUGUUUUUCUGUGCAGAUUUGAACUCUUGUUGCCUUGGGCACUGAGAUGCAUCAACGGUAGCUAACUGACGGUACGUUUUGGGUUUUUUUUUCCUUGUGGGAUUACCUGUUGCCAAAAAUGAAAGCAUACUCUACGGUACGUUCGCCUGCAGAACACUAAGGGCUUGUUCUUGGUUCGGGUCAAACAUGGGGUGAUUUUGGCGGCGACCUUCAACUUAAAGGCGAUGAUGUACAUUGUUGCUGAAAAGGGAUUUGGAUAAGAAAUUGAAAAGUGGAUGAAAACACUUGCUGAUAAACACAAAUUGUAAUUUUAAGUUUAUAUUAAAACUAAAUCUGAUGAAGA
This is a messenger RNA of Girardinichthys multiradiatus, 3400 nucleotides long. Its product is annotated as homer protein homolog 1-like. Gene Ontology annotation, cellular component: cytoplasm; postsynaptic density; dendrite. The coding region runs from base 1377 to 2261 and encodes 294 amino acids. Gene Ontology annotation, biological process: regulation of store-operated calcium entry; G protein-coupled glutamate receptor signaling pathway. Gene Ontology annotation, molecular function: G protein-coupled glutamate receptor binding. The record is from RefSeq and is a predicted model, not a curated record. The transcript has 8 exons. Lineage: Eukaryota; Metazoa; Chordata; Actinopteri; Cyprinodontiformes; Goodeidae.